Messenger RNA from Gongylonema pulchrum, 396 nucleotides. The record is from the annotation of a GenBank genome assembly. NCBI's taxonomy places the organism in Eukaryota, Metazoa, Nematoda, Chromadorea, Rhabditida, Gongylonematidae.
AUGCAUUGUGAGGCCAUACGUGGAAUUCAUGAGGCGAAGUUUACGGAAGAAUUUUCUAGGGGCAACGAUACUGGAAAAGGGUUAUCGCAUGCUUGCCACAGUACGCGAUUUCCCAGGGACAUUGCAUCUGGCCAAUUAAAUGCCCAUCCUGAAAGACCACAGUUGCCUCGAAUGGUAUUUGAUCUAACAUAUUUAACAGCCUCACCACCAGUACUGCCUCCGCCACCACCGCUAUCACGACCACCACCACCACCACCCCGUCCACCUCUGCCAGCACGACCACCACCACCAAUAGUACCAAUGCUUGGAAACCCUUCAGCCGCUGUUUCGCCCUGUAACAGUGAUAGUUUCAUUAGGAUGCCACUACCACGACCACCACAGCCGCCACCACGUUAG